AUGCUCCGGACUCGCCACACGGCAAAGGCCUUGAGGGCCUUCGGCCAGCCAAGGCAAUUCACCUCGACCACGAAGCUGCCCGCCGCGCAGGUCAUCCAGAAGGCGCCCGGUGCCCAGAGAAAUCAGACCACGGCCGCCGCCGCCGCCGCCACGACUGCCGCGCCUCAAGUUCGCCCCAUACCGAGUCCCGCCUUCAACGCCCAAGAGCAAGACCGGAGUCAUGUCCAGCCGCUGGUCAAUCCGCAAAGGAGCGACAUGGAUGACUCCUUCAUCGGCAAGACGGGCGGCGAGAUAUUCCACGAAAUGAUGCUCAGACAGGGCGUCAAGCACAUCUUUGGUUACGCUGGCGGGGCCAUCUUGCCUGUCUUCGACGCCAUCUACAACUCAAAACACUUCGACUUCAUCAUGCCCCGGCACGAGCAGGGCGCCGGGCACAUGGCCGAGGGCUACGCCAGGGCCUCGGGCAAGCCCGGCGUCGUCCUCGUCACCUCGGGCCCCGGCGCCACAAACGUCAUCACCCCCCUGCAGGACGCCCUGUCCGACGGGACGCCCUUGGUCGUCUUCUGCGGCCAGGUCCCCACCACGGCCAUUGGCAGCGACGCCUUCCAGGAGGCCGACGUCGUCGGCAUCUCGCGCGCCUGCACCAAGUGGAACGUCAUGGUUAAGAACGUUGCCGAGCUGCCGAGGCGCAUCAACGAGGCCUUUGAGAUUGCCACGAGCGGCCGCCCCGGCCCCGUCCUCGUCGACCUGCCCAAGGACGUGACGGCCGGCAUCCUGCGCAAGGCCAUCCCCACCGACACGGCCCUGCCCUCGCUGCCCAGCGCCGCCUCCCAGGCCGCCAUGGACCUGAGCCGCCGCCAGCUCGAGUCGUCGAUCCGCCGCGUCGCCGACCUCGUCAAUAUGGCCAAGCAGCCCGUCAUCUACGCCGGCCAGGGCGUCGUGCUGUCCCCCGGCGGGCCCGAGCUGCUCAAGGAGCUGGCCGAUCGCGCUUCCAUCCCCGUCACCACGACCCUGCUCGGCCUCGGCGCCUUUGACGAGCUCGACGACAAGGCCCUGCACAUGCUGGGCAUGCACGGCUCCGCCUACGCCAACAUGGCCAUGCAGGAGGCCGACCUCAUCAUUGCCCUCGGCGGCCGCUUCGACGACCGCGUCACGGGCAACAUUGCCAAGUUUGCCCCCGGCGCCAAGGCCGCCGCCGCCGAGAAGCGCGGGGGCAUCGUGCACUUCGAGGUGAUGCCCAAGAACAUCAACAAGGUGGUGCAGGCCACCGAGGCCAUCGAGGGCGACGUGACGGCCAACCUGCGCCGGCUCAUGCCCCAGGUGCGGCCGCGGUCGACGGCCGACCGGGCCGCUUGGUUCGGCAAGAUCAACGAGUGGAAGCGGCGGUGGCCCAUGUCGCACUACGAGCGGGCCGGGCCCGGCGGGCUCAUCAAGCCGCAGACGCUCGUCGAGGAGCUGAGCAACCUGACGGCGGACCGCAAGGACACGACGUACAUUUCGACGGGCGUGGGCCAGCAUCAGAUGUGGGCAGCGCAGCACUUUCGCUGGCGGCACCCGCGCACCAUGAUCACGUCGGGCGGGCUCGGCACCAUGGGCUACGGCCUGCCGGCGGCCAUCGGGGCCAAGGUGGCGCGGCCCGACGCGCUCGUCAUCGACAUUGACGGCGACGCCUCGUUCAACAUGACGCUGACGGAGCUGAUGACGGCGGCGCAGUUCAAGAUUGGCAUCAAGGUGAUUGUGCUCAACAACGAGGAGCAGGGCAUGGUUACGCAGUGGCAGAACCUCUUUUACGAGGACCGCUACGCCCACACGCACCAGGUGAACCCGGACUUUAUGAAGCUGGCCGAGUCGAUGAGUGUCGAGUGUCGGAGGGUCUCGGACCCGGCCGAGGUCGUCGACAGCCUCAGGUGGCUCAUCGACACCGAGGGGCCGGCCCUGCUCGAGGUCAUUACGGAUAAGAAGGUGCCGGUGCUGCCCAUGGUGCCGGCCGGGUCGGCCCUGCACGAGUUUCUGGUGUACGACGAGGACACUGUAGCCAAGGACAAGAAGCGGCGGGAGCUGAUGCGGCAACGGACGUGCGGCCUGCACGGCUGA
This is a messenger RNA of Hirsutella rhossiliensis, 2094 nucleotides long. RefSeq names its product thiamine pyrophosphate enzyme, central domain-containing protein. Gene Ontology annotation, biological process: L-valine biosynthetic process. Lineage: Eukaryota; Fungi; Ascomycota; Sordariomycetes; Hypocreales; Ophiocordycipitaceae. Gene Ontology annotation, cellular component: mitochondrion; acetolactate synthase complex. Gene Ontology annotation, molecular function: magnesium ion binding; thiamine pyrophosphate binding; acetolactate synthase activity. Bases 1 to 2094 code for a protein of 697 amino acids. The record is from RefSeq and is a predicted model, not a curated record. The transcript has 5 exons.